AUGGUUGCAUUUUCCAAUCUUCUCAUCACAUUCUCGGCAGUUUCUGCCUCACUCGCCACUCCGAAUUCCAUUCUCCCAAAGCGGAGCCCAAUGGAUUUUAUUCUUCAACACAACCAAAGCCCUCUCAAUGAUCGUGCAACAAUUUACCAAUAUGAUUAUAAGACUGGUGAAGAUGUACUCUACAUACUAUCCGAUAGUUCUUUCACUGUAGAUUGGUCGACUGAGGAUGAUUUUGUUGUCGGUUUUGGUUGGACAACUGAGUCUACCAAUCCCCUCAACUUCAGCGGCACCUUUGGUAUGGGAUCCGGCAGGUUCGAAGACUCACUCGUAGAAUACUACAUCAUCGAGGCCAGUACUUCUCCUCUUAGCUUCAGAACCAUAAAAGGCAGCGUCACGAGCAACGUAUCAAGCUAUACUGUCUGGGAAAACCAACGUCUUAUUGAGCCUAUAUUUCGGCGCAAUCUUCUCAGCGCAAAACUGGUGCGAUUAUCUCCCCGCAAACGUGGGAAUGUUACUGCAGAUAACCAUUUUCAGGCUCGGACGGCGCUGUGUAUGAAUUUGGGGAGUCUUAAUUAUCAGGUUUUGGUGGUGGAGGGGUGA
Messenger RNA from Botrytis deweyae, 600 nucleotides. RefSeq lists its product as uncharacterized. Gene Ontology annotation, biological process: xylan catabolic process. The record is from RefSeq and is a predicted model, not a curated record. Gene Ontology annotation, molecular function: hydrolase activity, hydrolyzing O-glycosyl compounds. Lineage: Eukaryota; Fungi; Ascomycota; Leotiomycetes; Helotiales; Sclerotiniaceae. The transcript has 3 exons. The coding region runs from base 1 to 600 and encodes 199 amino acids.